AUGCCGCCGUGCCAGUGCUUGGGGUCCGGCUCAGACUCAGGUCAGGCUCAGGCAGAGCAGGCAGAGCAGGCAGAGCAGGCAGAGCAGGCAGAGCAGGCAGAGCAGGCAGAGCAGGCAGAGCAGGCAGAGGUUAGGUUGGUAGAAUUCUGGGGCAGCGCAACGAAGGCUGUCACGCUGUAUGCCAGUGCCAUUGUAAAUUAUCGCUCCCCACUCUUUUCUCUCUUCCUGUAUCAAAACAUCUUCCAGCUAGAAUGGCGUCGACGUCCAUUUCUGGCCUGCCAGACGACUUGAUCCAGGAAGAGUUCAGCUAUGGCGAUCACGACCUGCAAACGUUGACGGUCGUGCAGCCAAGGGAGAAGGGCUUGUGGAACGACCAUGGCCGGUGGAUAGUGUGAGUGGUUACAUUUUCCUGCUGCUACUGCUGCUGCUGCGAGUACGAGAGUACUUCUAUUAUCAACCCUGCCCCGCAACCUCUUCACUAUUCUCUCUCCUCUCUCCUCCCUCCUCUAACACUGCUGCCCAAAAAGAUACAUCCACGGCGGUGCCUGGCGCGAUCCUUUGGUCACCGAUAAAUCCAUCUACCCCACCAUCCAACAUCUGCUGGAGGACUCGACGAAAAAGGAGCUGCUGCUGAGCCAUAUCGCCGGGAUUGCUUCCAUCUCAUACCGUCUCUCCCCUCACCCAGAUUACCCCCAGGACGAAACCACUCCCCCCAACGAAUUGCGCGAUGCCAAACACCCAGAUCACCUCGAAGAUGUCCUUACCUCGAUCGAAUUUCUACAAUCCAAAUACGAAUUCGGGGAAAAUUAUAUUCUCAUGGGACAUUCGUGCGGGGCAACACUGGCACUGCACACCCUGAUGCAGCAAGACAUUCUAGGAGAACCUGAAUCACGACUCUCCAAUUACCCCUCGAUCGUCGUCGGCGUCUCAGGAAUCUACGACAUGAGCCUCCUGUGCGAAAACCACUCAGAAAUCCCCGCCUACCGCGACUUCACCAUUGGCGCAUUCGGCGACGACCCCAAAACCUGGGACCGUCUCUCGCCCGCCAAAUUCGCCGACUUCACCAAAUACUUCCCCGCGGACGGGAAGCUCUUCCUCUUCCACUCGAUAGGAGACGAAUUGAUAGACGUGGCCCAAAUCGACGCCAUGAAGGACCGGUUCCGGCGGUCGUGCGCCGAGGUACCCUUGGAAGUUUCCAAGGAGAUGCUGAAUGAUGAACAUGAUGAGAUCUGGGCGAGGGGCACGGGAAUGGCGAAAGUGGUUGUCAUGGUCUUGGAGAGUUCAUGAUGAAUUUUUGGAUGAUGAUGAUGAUCCGCCCCCGGGCUUUUUUACUUUUUUAAUCUACAUACCUACCUAUAUCUACUGUAGUCAAGUGGCUUCACAUCUAAUGCACCCACACACAUUGGACUCGAAUCCUUCAAUGUUGCCUGUUAUAUCGCUAGUUCUUCCGAAAUGGCGGACAUGGCAUCUCUCGUUUGUUGGGUGUAGAACAUGCUGCUAAGUUCUAUCAUCUUCCUCGACAUGUCAACUUCUUCGACCAUCGAUCGAUGUCCGUCCUCUACGCCAACAUGACAGACAAGACUAGGAACCCA
Messenger RNA from Hymenoscyphus albidus, 1592 nucleotides. The record is from the annotation of a GenBank genome assembly. Lineage: Eukaryota; Fungi; Ascomycota; Leotiomycetes; Helotiales; Helotiaceae.